Messenger RNA from Phalaenopsis equestris, 891 nucleotides. RefSeq names its product serine/threonine-protein kinase-like protein At1g28390. The transcript has a single exon. Gene Ontology annotation, biological process: protein phosphorylation. Bases 1 to 891 code for a protein of 296 amino acids. Gene Ontology annotation, molecular function: protein kinase activity; ATP binding. Gene Ontology annotation, cellular component: plasma membrane. The record is from RefSeq and is a predicted model, not a curated record. NCBI's taxonomy places the organism in Eukaryota, Viridiplantae, Streptophyta, Magnoliopsida, Asparagales, Orchidaceae.
AUGGUGAAGUCAAGGCGGCCACCGACGACUUCUCCCUCGAGCACCUCAUCGGCAAAGGCAGCCAUGGUCGUGUCUACAAGGCCGUCCUCAGGCGGCAAGGAUGUCUUCGCCGUCAAGAAGCCGUUAGCUGCCUCGUCGACCUACCUUGACAACGAGAUUGAUAUCCUCUUGUCUUAUAGUAGUCGUUACGUCGUCAAUCUUGUUGGUCUUGCAUCUGAUCAUACUGGAAGUCAGCUCCUUCUCAUGGAAUACAUGUCCAAUGGAUCUUUGGAGAAGUUGCUUCAGGUUAGACCCGACCUUUCUGAAUUGACAUGGCGGGUUGCUGUGGCAAUUCAGGUGGGUCGAGGGUUGGUUGGGUUGCACCGUGCUAAUCCACCCAUCAUACAUCGCGACGUAAAAUCGACGAAUAUAUUGUUUGAUGGGAAGGGGAGGGCAAGGUUGGCAGACUUCAGCCUGGCGACUCGAGUGGGUGGACCGAGCCGACCGGCGGCUGGGACGAUAGGGUAUAUAGACCCGAGGUAUAUCGGGCCUGGCCAGCUCGGAGAGGGGGUGGAUGUGUUUAGCUUUGGUGUGGUGGUGCUGGAGUUGGUGGGCGGGAGAAGAGUGAUCGAGGAUAGGGGAGUGGGGGAGGGGGUUUUGGGGAGGUUGGCGGCAGUUGCAGGGAGGUGCAUGGCGACAGAGGGCGGGAGGAGGCCGAGGAUGGAGGAGGUCGUGGAGGAGUUGGAGAGAGCGGCAGAAAGGGUGUGGUGGCCGCUAGGGGUGGUGAGGAGGUGGGUGAAGAGAAGGUGGAGGAGAAAGGGAGGGAGGAGGGGAAAGGUGGUGAGGAGCACCACUAGAACUAUUUGUAAUAAGGAGUUAAUGGAUGAUGAUGGUGAUGAGAAUAGAUUUUGA